CUGCUGGGUCAAGUCCCUUGGAUCUUGCGCAUCCUGGUCCCUCGUCGCAGGCGAACGUGCAGUGUGUGCUCGAGUGGUCUGCAUGGCUUCGGCAAGAAUCGAUGCUCGAGCGAAUGGGGGGCUUCGAAACCUGUCUCGCGACUCAAAGCCACAGCGACUCGGAUUCCUUGCAGAGUCUGACCCAUUUAUCAUCGGUAGAUCCGGCCGAGGUCGAUCUGCGUCGAGGAGGGCCGUUUCAGCCAGGAGGCCGACAACCCCUCACUUGCCGCCUCCUUCCAAUCUUCGAUGUCCCAAUCAGACCCAGUGGAGUGACUCACCUGCCGACAUUGUGUUUCGAGACCCUCUCGGGAGAUCUCGAGCACGAAUCAGGGCCGGAAUCGGCAUCCAGCUCCAGCGAUGCAGACGGUGGCUGGGCGGCUUUCUGAGCUGCAUCCCCAGUGCGGACGAUGAGCAGGGCUUGAUUGGACUCUGGCCCUAUGACAGGAGGCCGACCGACCAACUGCACUCACCCCGAUCCGACGAACCGUGGGUGACCCCGAUUGUUCCCCGAAUGCCGAUUCGAGCGCCGAUUUGGACGGCCGAUGCAUCCAACGCAGACGCAAAAUCUUCCGAAUCGCUCCCAGAGCCGCUGUUUAGGAUCCGGAGUUGCUUCUCGGUGGCAAGCUGGGCGUCGAAGCGCUCCCAUGGCCGACUGCUCCGGCUGCUGUCCCGCUUAACAUCGGAGCCAUCUUCGGGUGCCUUUCUCUUCUGCGGCACCAUCUCAAGCACCGACCGGAUAUCACUGCUCGUGGCGAGGCUAUCGGCUGCAGUCGAUUCGAACGAGCUGGCUGGCCGGCUCUCGAGUUGCGCGGACCUGCUCGCAACGCCUUCGUUAGCACCGAUGCCGAUUCCGAAUCGGCUGGUUUCUCUGUCGAUUCUGAUUCUGUAUCGGCUCAAAUCCUCGCCUCCUUUAAGCCAUACACGAGCUCGAUUGCCCCUAUCAGCCCUGCCUCUGUGGCUGUCAGUGGGGCCUUUGGCAACAAGCUGGAUUCUGCACACCUCGUACUGCUCCCGCCGUUGCCGCCGCCUCUCGGAUGAACGUCGUCGGGCUCGGAGUCGCUGAUGAUAAUUGGAUGAGGCUGCAUCGGAGCCGUGCUGCAGCCUUUCACAGGCUCCCGAGGCGCUUUGCACUCGAGUUCGAUAUCGGACUCUGCGGAUGGAUUCGGCGUGCGGUAGAGUUCACAUUCGACAUCAGCAAAACAACCAGUCUUCUCAAAGCAAGGCGGCAUGCGGAUUCCUCCCGCCCCUUUCCAGACCUGCAAAUAAUCCCUGUCAUGCACUCACUGACCAUCGUCCGUCAAGGACCACAUAUCGUAGAAGCCCUCGAUGUCUGCGAUGAUGUGCUCUGGAAUAGCGCCAAGCUCGUCG
Messenger RNA from Polychytrium aggregatum, 1407 nucleotides. RefSeq lists its product as uncharacterized. The record is from RefSeq and is a predicted model, not a curated record. Bases 83 to 1102 code for a protein of 339 amino acids. The transcript is spliced from 2 exons. Lineage: Eukaryota; Fungi; Chytridiomycota; Chytridiomycetes; Polychytriales.